Tarenaya hassleriana is the source of this 1800-nucleotide messenger RNA. Its product is annotated as protein GAMETE EXPRESSED 3. Gene Ontology annotation, cellular component: plasma membrane. NCBI's taxonomy places the organism in Eukaryota, Viridiplantae, Streptophyta, Magnoliopsida, Brassicales, Cleomaceae. The coding region runs from base 1 to 1749 and encodes 582 amino acids. Gene Ontology annotation, molecular function: protein binding. The transcript is spliced from 10 exons. Gene Ontology annotation, biological process: embryo development ending in seed dormancy; pollen tube guidance. The record is from RefSeq and is a predicted model, not a curated record.
AUGGCAACUUCAUGGUUCUGUCUCUUAUUAUCGUUCUUCAUCUUCUCUGCAUUUGCUCAAUUCCCGGACCAAACGGCCUACAAAGAUUCGGUUCGUGUUCUAUCGAAACCUCUUGUAGGUGAUGACGGCAGAAUCUACGCUUGUUCCGAAAACGAUUUCUUCUCAUUCGAAGCCAAUGGUUCCAUCGCUUGGUCGGUUCACUUGAACUUCAAGUGCGAUCACGCUUCAGCCCCGGUUCGCUCCGGCACAGGCCAGAUUCUUGUCCUUGCAGAGAACCGAAUUCUCAUCAUCGAUUUCAACCGCAACGGGACAUCAUCUAACCAGUCUGAAUCAGAAGUGUUCUUCGAUCCCGGUGAAACAAUCCUGGGUUUCGCCGUUAGCUCCUCGAGUUCAUCAGUUUACUUCACGGUCAAGAACCGUGGUCUCUACGCCUACAAUAUGCUUCAGCAGCAACAGCUCUGGAUCGCAGAACCUAAAUUCGAACGGUUCGGGUAUCGUUUAGGCUGCCGGAGAGAUUUUCAAGACUGUUCCUUUACUUCUCCGCCAGUUAUCGAUGCUUGUGAAGCAAGUAUCUACAUAUCGAACAAUCAAGGAGAACUCUACUCGUUAUCGAUCCAUGCUCCUCAUUUCCAAUGGAUCCAAGAUCUCAGUCUCGUGGACAGAUUCUUCGCUGUCACACCCGGGAACAACGGCCUGGUAUAUGUUGUCUUCCCUGUGAAAUCUCUUGUUCUUGCGUUAGAUUCGUUUUCUGGUAACAUCCAGUGGCAGAAAAAUGUCGGCCCACUUGCAUCUUCAGGUUGCGGUCCCGUUAUCGACUCGAACGGUUGGGUAUCGAUAGGUUCUCUAGAUGGUUCGAUCUAUUCGUUUUCCCGCACGGGAAAGCUCAAGAAGUUUCCCAGACAUACAGAUGCAGAUUCCGUGAUCCAAGUAGACCCGUUGCUCGAUUGCUCAGGAAACGCGAUUUACGUUUCUCAGACGAAGAUGGAGGGGAAAGUCGAUCGUGUCAUCGGAGAAUACACUUACGUGUCAGCCAAGAAACCCAAAAACGCGGUUUUUACGCUUCUCGUUCCAGAGACUGGAUCUGUCUACUGGUCUCAGAGCUAUCCCGAUAAAAUCUCGAGUUUGCUGUCGGAGAAAGAUCUGCAGCACUUUGUCCUGGACGAGAGGAUUGUUCUUGCGUUCCUCGCAGCUUCUAAGACUGGAAAUCCACUUCGAUGCCGGUCCAAAUACGAAAAGCUUGCUUCGAGCUGCUCGCUGGCACAACCAGAUCAUCUUGAUACCAAUAUCGGAAAGGAACGAGGGAUUAUCUGGUUCAUACUGUUCGAAUUCGUAACCAUCGUACUUUUGUCCGGUCUUGUACGGUUCUGCUGUGUGUUCUGGAAGAAAAAGAAGAUCCAAGAGCAGCCCUUGAGAAGCUUUCUACGAAAACGAAUGAAGAAGAAAGGAAUCGGUAGAACGAUCACAGAACUUGAGAUGGAAGGUUCAUCGGGCGAUGUCGACGAAGUGACGGAGAUAACUGGAAGGGACGAGGGCCGUACAAAUUCUGAGAUACAGGGUUCUGUCCUUCCCUUCUAUGAUGAUGAUGAUGCUGAUAGUGAUGGUGUUACUAGUAUUGAUGAUGAUAAUGAUGAAGACGAUGAUGAUGAGGAUGGUGAUGAUGAUGAUGAUGACGACGACGACGUAUGGUAUGUUCCAACCAGCAGUAAAAGCAAGAAUUUGAAGAGGAGGGCAUUAUCUUCGACCAACUAGGGGGCAUGCAUGGCUUGGAUUUCAUGUUCUUGGUUAAUGAUGAUGUUAGAA